UUUGCUGAACGGAGCUGCGCACCUGUCUAUAAAGAGCUGUGAUUCUGUUUACAUUUCAGAUGAAAACAGUCAAGCUCAGUUAACUACAGUCUUUCCAGUCAAUUUCGCCGGACAAUGGCUCACCCAUUGACCUGGAUUCACGCCGUGCUUCUGUUAAUCAGCGUGAACCUGUCAAGUCAAAAUUCUGACUUGGACAGAGGCUUUACUGGUGAUGAAACUGAGGAGGGUGUAUCGGUGACGUCCACUGCUGUUGGUGUACUGAACAGCAAGCUCACCCAGAUCUUCUUCCCGGUGGUGUACAUCAUUGUCUUCAGUGUGGGCUUGCCAGCCAAUGCUUUGGCCAUCUGGGUGUUCCUCUUUAGGACGAAAAAGAAACAUCCCUCAUCCAUUUUCAUGGCCAACCUUGCACUGGCGGACUUGUUGUUCGUAAUCUGGAUUCCUCUUAAGAUCGCGUACCAUUUUAACGGGAAUGACUGGAUCUACGGAGAAGCCCUGUGCAAAGUGCUGGUGGGCUUUUUCUAUGGGAACAUGUAUUGUUCAACUGCUUUCAUUGCGUGUAUAAGUGUCCAGAGGUAUUGGGCCAUAGUACAUCCUCUUUCCCAGCAGAAAAGGAACAACAAAUUGGCGGCAGGUGUGUCUGUGUGUGUGUGGCUGGUUGUGUGGGUCAUUACGGUGCCUCUUUAUCUUUAUGACCAGACCGUGAAGGUCACCAACCUUGAAAUUGUCACCUGCCAUGAUGUCACUCGUCCUAGCCAAUCACUUUACCCUUCUAUCUACUUCCUGACUAUGGGAAUUGUGGGAUUUGUAGUUCCCUGCAUAGUAAAUAUAGUGGCAUAUGUGCUGAUGCUGCGUGCCUUGAAGAGCUCGAUGACAGACGCUAACAUCGUUCAGAAGCGGAGGAAGGCUGUCGUCCUCAUCGUCACGGUGCUGGUGAUGUUCCUGCUGUGUUUCACCCCCAGUAACAUCAUGGUUCUGGUGCAUUACUCCCUGCUCUAUUUGGGAGUACAGGACAGCGGCUACGGCUUCUACAUCACCACGCUAUGCCUGGCCAGCCUGAACAGCUGCGUCGACCCGUUUGUGUAUUAUUUCAUCUCAGAUGAGUUUCGAGAACAUGUCAGAAACAUGUUUCUUUGUCGCAGCGAGCGCACCGCGCAGAGGAUGCGAGUUUCCUUCAGCGCACUGAAGUAUUCAAAGAAACAGAGUACCUACACGUCAGACACUUCAAACACGCAGAGUACUUCCUAUUAAGAAUGAUGUAUGAAAACCAUAAACUGUUUUAUAAAUCUGUGAUAUGCUCUACAAUACCUCUUGAAAACUGUAUGAGCUCUUGUUAUUAUAUUCUGAAAUGUUGUAAGGGCUGGAGGGACAAGAUUCUGCAACAGGCACUGAGUUAUAGUUGACAUUUCACAUGUAAUUCAAGCAAUGAGUAAACCUCUCCAUGAAAUCUCACCCAUAUGUAAAAAUACCAUAGGGGUUUCAUACCAGCACUUCUUGGAACUCCAAAUUGUCCUCCUGAUUGACGACGUCAUCACUAUGGAAAUGUUGAAGGCAGCAUUGUUAUCAUUAUGUUUGCCAUUGUGUCACUAGAUACAGGUUGCCUUAAGUCUCUGUGUCAUGGGAUUUCUCAGAAUCUUCUCUCAAAUGACCUUUAAUCCAUUUCUGUGGACGUUGACUGGAAGCUGACUGAAUAACUUAGUAGAUUUGGAGCACCUGUUACAGAAACCAUGUUGCAUAUAUUCCUGUCUAAAUGUGUGUAGGAGCAGCUCUAUAAGAAUGUAA
Rhinichthys klamathensis goyatoka is the source of this 1779-nucleotide messenger RNA. RefSeq names its product coagulation factor II (thrombin) receptor-like 1, tandem duplicate 1 (gene f2rl1.1). Gene Ontology annotation, cellular component: membrane. The transcript is spliced from 2 exons. Gene Ontology annotation, molecular function: thrombin-activated receptor activity. The coding region runs from base 115 to 1248 and encodes 377 amino acids. The record is from RefSeq and is a predicted model, not a curated record. NCBI's taxonomy places the organism in Eukaryota, Metazoa, Chordata, Actinopteri, Cypriniformes, Leuciscidae. Gene Ontology annotation, biological process: thrombin-activated receptor signaling pathway; positive regulation of Rho protein signal transduction; blood coagulation.